AUGGCGUACGCGCUGUUCUACUGGUGGCUGAAUGACACGCAGAUAUGGCCAUACCUGGUGUUUUACCGUGUUGGGAUGCCACCGGAAUAUUAUGAUAUCAUUGCAACGGUUCACAUGAUCAUGUCUUCAAUCCACGGCUCGUGCAUCGUGUUAAUGGCUGCAAGUUCAGUAUGGCUGCGGAAGCUUGUAUUCACACCGUGGGGAGAUUGGAGAGAAUCCAAGAUAUUGAAGAAGAGCACGGGAACGAUGCAAAUUCUUGAAAUUAAUACAAAAAACGCCAAUCGAGCGAAUUCUGAGUUACUGAAAUGGAUAUCGAAACUUUCUGCACAAAUCAUAAGCCGACACGGAAUACUGGGCGUCAAUGGACAAUAUUUUCACGUAAUUGCAAUCUUCCGCGAGUUCAUUGAGACUGCAUUACAGACAAUCCAAGCCUACCGUAUGAGUAGCCUACUCCCGAAUGCGCUACUCAACCGAUUUUACGUGGUGGGUAUUGUUCUUAACUGCUGGUCGCCAGUGGUAAUUCAUGCUUUUCUGUUUCGGCGCGAUGAAGCUCGUAAAAGGUUUGCGAGUCUUGCAAGCGAUUCCAUGCUCGAUCUUUUCUCUUGCAUGGGCGUGACGUUCAUCAUAGUGCUGAAUUACGUGGGGCAGUAUACUCCCGAGACCGCAGAUUUUGGUCUAUACCCAUGGUACAACGAUGAAUGGGCUGCAAAAGCACUGAAUGAAUUUCAAAUGGUCCUUGUUGUAUCAUGGUCUGAUCUAGCCACUCGAGUGCUUUUUUCUCUCGGUUUGCUCAUGGCCAUAACCAACAUGAAAGAAUUACUGUACCCCAUUCCGCGACAUGGAAAUCGAGUUGUAGGUUUUAAAGAAGCCGUGCUGGACAGUCCAAGUAAAACUAAGGUGCUGAGUCUGCACAUCCAGGCUUCAGUACAACCUUCACUACAACAGUGUACAUUACAAGUGAGACCUUGGGCUGUAAAACGACCGUAUUGUUUCUUGAUAUCCCUCGAUUGUCAUCGCCUACAAAUUUCUGGUCAACUGGAAGAAAUUGACAUUAAAUGGCGUGAAUUUGACGGGUCUACCGUAGUCAUGAUGGUUAUCAAGCACUGUCCUUUGGUCGACAUCCCCGACACGUUCAAUGAAUUUCAUCAACUCAUCAGUGUCAAAGUUUAUAACUCGACGAUUGUCGAGUGGAGAGAAUCUGCUGCAAUUACGAAUACGAACCACCCGGCAUUUUUGUCUCUAAUGCUCGUUCGAACGAAUAUGACAAAUGGAGAAUUACCUGCAGGCUUCCAAUCUAGUGAUCCACCGCUCAAUUUGUAUGACUAUGAGUUUUGCAUUACCAAUCUUCGUGAAGUGCCUGACAAUCUUGACGUAAAGUGGCGUGCAGGAUCGAUUGUCAUUAUCGAAUACAGUCAACUACAAACCGUACCACAAACUCUAUUACGCGUUAACCCGUCAUACUUCUCACUCACUGGCAACCCUAUCAGCGAACUUCCUCCUGAGAUUUUUGAGAUCGAAGGUUUAACAGAUUUGGGUAUCGGCGAUACAAAUAUUCGAGAACUUCCUCAUAAUGUGACGCAACUCUCAUCGACACUCACUUCUAUAUACGUGGAGGGAACGAGUAUUUCCUACUUUUGGUCGUGGACAGAUGAAAUUCUCGGACGGGUGAGUAUUCGAGACAUACCCCGAGUGAUCUACGCUGGCAAUACUGUUUAUUGUGGCGAUCUGGAGAAGAUUCUGACUAAAUCAGCCAAUUCCUUCAGUGCCGUAGCAAAUCCGGAUUUUUCGUCUCGACUUAUGAAUCCACCGGAGGCAGGUUUGGAGGGGAAUAUCUGGUCAUUUGUGGACUGCAACCCUGCUGUAAGUGGACUUAGCGGACCUCUCUACCCUCUAGCAGCGGAAGACAACCAGAAUGUGCUCCAUAGUUGA
This is a messenger RNA of Phytophthora nicotianae INRA-310, 1929 nucleotides long. RefSeq lists its product as hypothetical. Lineage: Eukaryota; Oomycota; Peronosporomycetes; Peronosporales; Peronosporaceae. The record is from RefSeq and is a predicted model, not a curated record. The transcript is spliced from 2 exons. The coding region runs from base 1 to 1929 and encodes 642 amino acids.